AUGGACGAUCAAGUUUUCAAUCAAUAUACUGAAGAAAUGGAUCAUGAUUUUGAAUCUUAUAACAAUUCACAAAAUUCUGAAGAGAUGCAUAUUACGGGACAAGUUUCUAGUACAAGCGAUACACAUGACACUAUGGUUAUGCAGGCGUAUCAUGUAGUUGAAAGUGAGGAAUCAAUGUUGGAUCCGGCUGUAAAACCAAAGGCUGUACAUCAAUGCCCAGUUUGCAACAAAAUUUUUGUUUCUUUUAAAGGUCUUCAACAACAUGCUAUUAUUCACACGGAUCAAAAGCCUUAUUCCUGUGAUAUUUGCGGAAAAUCAUUUCGAUUUAAAUCAAAUCUUUUUGAGCAUCGUUCUGUCCAUACUGGAACAACUCCACAUCAAUGUAAUCGCCGUGCUCCAGCUGAAAUUCCUCGUGAUGCAAUUAUAAUUCGUCCAAAUGCUGAUUCUACGUCUUUGUUCGCAACGCCAUAUAGACCUAAAAAACGAAAAUUAGGGUUAGGCGCUGAAACGAAAAUUUGGAUUGAAAAAAUUCGAAGAGGAGAACUUCUUCCUGGAAUUUCUAUUUCGGACAAGGAUGGAGCUAUGGAUAUGGAAAAUUUAUUUCAUCAUGCAAGGGCUAUUCCAUUGGAGCAAUAUGACUGUCCGGUUUGCAAGACAACGUUCUUUUCGAGAAUUGAGUGUCAUGAACAUAUUGAAAGUGAACAUUCUAACGUUAGGAAACAACGACCUCAUUUUUGUGACAUUUGUCUUCGCAGCUUCAAUGAACGACAAGCUCUUUCUGCUCAUCAAGAACAUCAUAAACGAGUUGCUGAACCAAUGAUAAUGAUGCCAGUAAUAAAUGAAGCUGAUGAAAAGGUGAUUUCUGAAAAUUUUGGUGCUGGAGGUGAAGGAGACGAAGCCAUUUCUAUAAUUGAAAAUACAACAUUAACCAAUAAUUGGGAUGAAAAUCAUUAAAAUAUGUAUGUACGAAUGACUUCCGUCCACUUCUAUUUAAAAAACAUUUUCAUAACAAACAAAACCGUUCCAUUUUUUAUUCAUUUUUUAUCUUUUGUUAUUUUUAUAAUUUAUUGUUUUACAUAAGUUGAAUAAAUAAUAACGUUACAGUUUAUUUAUUAUACAUUAAUUUAUUAUAUGUGCAUAUAUAUUUUUUUAAUUUUGUCCACCUUUGGUACGUUUAUCUCCAACGAUUUUAAUUUAAGUUUCGACUUUUAAAACUAAACACUUGAGUCUUCUAAAGUUUAUUCCGGAAGUGAGAAAAAAUGAUAGACGAUUCAUUCAAUUUUUCAAGGUUUUUAGUGUAGAUUUAUUAUUUUCUUUACUUUUCAGUCUUAACUUUGUUAAAUUUACGACCGGCCGCCAUUUGAUUAAUUCUUUCCCUUUGGAUGCUGAGCAGUUGGCACGGGAACUUAAAGCUGUUGAGAGAGAAUUAGUUAAAGCAAUUAGAUGCAAUACUGGAGGACGACGCAAAAUUUUUAAAGAAAACUAUCAUUUCUAUCAAAUUUAUAUUAAAUUGGGACAUAUAAAUUUCACUUUCUGCGUAUCAAAAGGCGUAUAAAUACAACAAGGAUAAUUUUUGGAAGGAACAGUCAUCUUUGUAUGGACUUGCAAUGUGUUAUUAUCAUUUUAGAGUUUAUCAUCCGUUGGUUUAUUU
This is a messenger RNA of Meloidogyne enterolobii, 1651 nucleotides long. The record is from the annotation of a GenBank genome assembly. NCBI's taxonomy places the organism in Eukaryota, Metazoa, Nematoda, Chromadorea, Rhabditida, Meloidogynidae.